AUGGCCCGCACAGGCACCGCGUCGCUUGCCGAGGCCCUGCGAAUUCUAGGCGUUGGGCGCGUGCAUCACGGACUCGAGAUUUACCAGAAGGAGUUCAAUUACCAAUGGCGCAUCAUCAAUCGUGCCGCCGAUGCCACCUUCCCGGUACUGCCAACGUACACAGGGAAGCCUUUCACAAGAGAGCAGUGGGACGAAGUUUUUGGAGAUUACGACGCCGUCACCGAUGUCGCUUCAUUCUACGCCAUGUCAUUGAUUCACGCAUACCCCGACGCCCGCGUCAUUCUUGUCGAGCGAGAUAUCGAGCGAUGGCACGAAAGCAUUAGCCAGGUAAUGAAGGCGUGGGAGGAUCCCUGGCAGCGGCGCAUGGUACGGCUGCUUGGCCCAAUUGCAGGGAGCGACACCGGGAAGGCCAGUCUCAAGUUCCUAAUGGGAUGGACUGGGUCCAAGCGGGCUGAAGAUAUGCGCAAGAAUGCCCGCGCGGCCUACAUCCGGCAUUACAGAGACGUACGCGCUGCAGUUCCGCCUGCGCAACUGCUGAACUUCCAGUUCAGCGACGGAUGGGAGCCACUCUGCAAGUUCUUGGGAAAAGACGUACCAGAUGUGCCCUUUCCGCAUGUGAAUGACGCGGCGGCGUAUGCCGAGUUUCUGCAGACAACAAAAAUCGACUUCCUCAAACGACUGGUAGCGAAUCUCAGCCCGCUUGUGCUGCUGCUGACGUUCCUGCGUUUCGUGUCGCAAGGAGCGGCCUGGGGCAUCUCUAAGUUGGAGGAAGGAGAGUGUUAG
Purpureocillium lilacinum is the source of this 783-nucleotide messenger RNA. The record is from RefSeq and is a predicted model, not a curated record. NCBI's taxonomy places the organism in Eukaryota, Fungi, Ascomycota, Sordariomycetes, Hypocreales, Ophiocordycipitaceae.